Molecule: messenger RNA, 2484 nt
Organism: Neoarius graeffei (lesser salmon catfish)
Lineage: Eukaryota; Metazoa; Chordata; Actinopteri; Siluriformes; Ariidae
Product: GTPase IMAP family member 8-like
Exons: 3
Coding region: 120-1400 (426 amino acids)
Molecular function (GO): GTP binding
Source: RefSeq, a predicted model, not a curated record
ACAACCAUAAAUGGAUAACUUGGCUCAUGAGGCUGGACUCUUUACAGCCUUAAAUAGUUUCAGCCUCAGUCUACCACAACUCUUUUGUCUGCUUCUCUGUCGACUUCACAAAGAUCACAAUGUCUACAAAGGCAAAGAAGACUUUUACUGAUAAUUCAGUACAGAUCAUUUUAAUUGGUGCUACUGGCUCUGGUAAGAGCUCUUCUGGAAACACAAUAUUGGGCAAAACGCUGUUCAAAUCAGCAGCAUCUGCAAAGUCUGUGACACAGCAAUGUGAAAUUGCUACAGAGAUAAUCAAUAGCUGGAAGGUUACAGUAGUAGAUACUCCAGGCUGGGACUGCACUGCACUCACUGAAUGUGAGGUCGUGUCCCAAAUAAAACAGGCUCUACAAUGUCUUGAUGGACCUUUCUCCUUUCUCCUGGUCAUACGUGUUGGCUCAAUGGAAUCUGAAGAAGAAAUAAGUAAAAUCUCUGGAGUUCAAAAGGUGCUUGGCCGCACCUUUCUGGAUCAUACCACAAUCCUGUUUUCACGCAGUGAUGAUCUUGAAGGGAAAGAUUUUAAGGAGUUUAUUAAGGAAGGAGGUAAAGAGUUUCGUGAUCUGUUAAAGCAAUGUGGUGACAGAUACCACUGCUGGAACAAUCGAGAUAACCGAUCUGAUGAGGCAGUGGAAGAACUGCUAAAGGAUUUAAAAAAGACAGAGAUGAUAAACCCAAAUUCCCAAUCAGAAAAACCUUCUGCUUCUUCCUCUUCUGGUGACCAGCAAGAAAAUGCAGUGACUAAUAGAAAGAGAUCUGGAGAUACAGCAGGCUUAGAAACGGAUAUGUCUGAAAAUCAAAUCAGAGUUUUAUUCCUUGGAAGGAACAGAGUGGGAAAGACUUCAAGCAUCAAUACCCUUCUUGAAAAAUGUUUACAACAUGAAGGAGGUUCAAUUUAUACAUGCCCAGUCUCUGGACUGAGUCUGAAGCUGAUAGAAUCUCCUGGCUUUGAUGAUAAUCUGGAACAAAUUCAGGAGGCCAUCUCCAAAUCUGUGUCCGAUUGCUCUCCUGGACCUCAUGUCAUUAUUAUAGUGCUCAGCGUGGAGCAUUUCACUACAGCAGCAAACACAACCAUGAAACAUGUACAAGAUUGUCUUGGACAAAAUGCCAGUAAACACUCAGUGAUUCUGUUGACUGGAGUGGAUAAUUUGGAAGGAAAACCCAUUGAAACCUACAUUCAAGAGAAUCAACAUCUCAAUGAAUUAGUGAAAAUACAUGAGAACAGAUUUCAUGCACUCAAUAACAGAGACACCAGCAAUAAGACCCAAGUGGAUGAACUGCUGAAGACGAUUAAUUUAAUGUAUGAAGAAAAUAAUAAAGAAUUUUACACAGAUUCUGAUGACCAACAAAGUACUUAUUUAUAAAUAUAAAAGUAGGAUUACAGUUAAAUGUAAUUUGAAUCUUUUACAUUUGUGUGAUCAGAUAUUGUUCAUUACAUUUUUUUAAUGAACAGGAAUGAUCUCUGCAAUCAGUAGUUGGUUUAGAAAUGCAAAAAGAAUGAUCACAACUAGUUUAUCAAGAAUCAGGACUCACCUGGAAAUGUCUGAUUAGCCAAAGUAUGUAUCAACUUUUGCUUCUUGUAAAUAUGAUUAUAAUUAUAUUAACAAUUUAUUAUUUUUUGUUUACAUUAAUCUUGAUAGGAGUACAUUUCACACAAACUGAUUCUCACUUUCUGGCAUGCAGUUAGCUUGGCUCCAUAAUGUACACAAUAAAUAAAAACAUGGCACAGUGGUGUAGUGCUUAGCACUGUCACCUCACAGCAAGCAGGUUCUGGGUUCAAGCCUGCUGAUUGAGGCCUUCUGUGUGAAGAUUGCAUGUUCUCCUUGUGCUUGUGUGUCUUGUGCUCUGGUUUCCUCCCACAGUCCAAAGACGUGGAUUAGGUCAACUGGCUCUAAAUUGCUCAUAGGUGUGAAUGUGAAUCUGAAUGUCUGUCUGUCUCUCUGCAUUAAAAAGAAAGAAAAAGAAAGAAACCACAACUUGAUUCAUCACAUACUUGUGAAAUUUCCUACCGGUAUCUGCAUUUAACCCAUCUGAAGCAGUGAACACACACGCGCACACACAUGUGAGCAAUGAGCACAUACCCAGAGCAGUGGGCAGCUGUGCUAACAGUGCCUGGGGAGCAGUUGGAAGUUAAGUGCCCUUGAGCAAGGUACCUGACCCCUGACUGCUCCCCAGGCGCUCUUGUGUGGCUGCCCACUGCUGUGUGUUCACUGCUUCAGAUGGGUUAAAUGCAGAGGAUGAAUUUCACUGUGCGUGAAGUAUGCGUGUGACGAAUAAAGGUUUCUUCUUCUAUGAUAAACAAGAAUAAAAUACAAAUUAACUGCGUGUUCAAUUGCUGAUCCCCCCCAACUUUUAAUCAUGUCUAUCACAUAUAAUUUUUACUUUUUACUAACAUUAUGUUUUAAAAUGGGGUAGGGAUAUAUGAUUCAGUGAUUCCUCUUUUUUAAU